This is a messenger RNA of Bufo gargarizans (Asiatic toad), 3612 nucleotides long. It is a transcript of the gene DYNC1LI1, whose product is annotated as dynein cytoplasmic 1 light intermediate chain 1. The transcript is spliced from 14 exons. Gene Ontology annotation, biological process: microtubule cytoskeleton organization; microtubule-based movement. Gene Ontology annotation, cellular component: centrosome; cytoplasmic dynein complex. The coding region runs from base 206 to 1774 and encodes 522 amino acids. Gene Ontology annotation, molecular function: dynein heavy chain binding. The record is from RefSeq and is a predicted model, not a curated record. NCBI's taxonomy places the organism in Eukaryota, Metazoa, Chordata, Amphibia, Anura, Bufonidae.
CUGACUCCGCCCCUCCUCCUGUCUCCCGCCGUCCUUUUGCAUCCCCCCCCCCCUCUCCAUUGCUCCUGUUUCUUCUUCCCAGGGACCGCGCCUUGUCUGUCAAGCGGAAAGGUGGCCGGAACCAAUAUCAAGAGAGGGGGGUGUCCGUAAGGAAAGCUGCCCUAAUACCCAGACUGAAAGCUGUCAGUAGUAGAGGAGUACUAGGAUGGCAGCGGGAAGAGCCGCCUCUUACUCGUCUCCAUCCUCCAGCUUCAAUGCUGGAUAUGGGAACAGCGGGGCGGCGGCCAGUGAGGACGAGGAUGGACAGAACCUCUGGUCGUCCAUCCUAAGUGAAGUCUCCACACGCUCCCGCUCUAAGUUACCAUCUGGGAAGAACGUGCUGCUGCUUGGUGAGGAUGGAGCAGGCAAGACCAGCUUGAUAGGAAAACUUCAGGGGAUUGAGGAAUACAAGAAAGGAAGGGGAAUGGAGUACCUGUACAUUAACGUCCAUGAUGAAGACAGAGAUGAUCAGACCAGAUGUAAUGUGUGGAUCUUAGAUGGUGAUCUAUAUCACAAAGGGUUGUUGAAGUUCGCUAUGGAUGCCAGCAGUGUUAAGGACACUUUAGUUAUGUUGAUUGUAGACAUGUCACGGCCAUGGUUGGCCUUGGAUUCACUUCAGAAAUGGGCCAGUGUCAUCCGGGAACACAUGGACAAGAUGAAGAUUCCACCGGAGGAAAUGAAAGAGAUGGAAGAGAAAAUUGUUAGAAGUUUUCAAGAGUAUGUAGAGCCCGGAGAAGAAUUCCCUGCUUCUCCUCAAAGAAGGAAUACGCAAGAUGAUCGGGAGGAAAGUGUGAUUUUGCCCUUAGGAGAAGAUACUCUCACACGUAACCUUGGCAUUCCUGUAGUAGUUGUGUGCACAAAGUGUGAUGCCAUUAGUAUUUUGGAAAAGGAGCAUGACUACACAGAUGAGCACUUCGACUUUAUUCAGUCACAUAUCAGGAAGUUUUGUUUACAGUAUGGCGCUGCACUAAUUUACACAUCGAUAAAAGAGAGCAAAAAUAUUGACAUUGUAUAUAAAUAUAUUGUUCAGCAAUUGUACGGAUUUCCUUUCAACAUGCCUGCUGUGGUUGUGGAGAAGGAUGCAGUAUUUAUUCCAGCAGGAUGGGACAACGACAAAAAAAUAGGAAUUUUAUAUGAAAAUCUUCAAACACUAAAACCGGAUGACACUUUUGAAGAUGUUAUCACUAAACCACCUGUGAGAAAGUUUGUUCAUGAGAAAGAAAUUUUGGCAGAGGAUGAUCAAGUAUUCCUUACUAAGCAGCAGUCACAGCUUGCAAAACAGCCACCAACCUCAGCGGGGCGUCCAGACGCAUCUCCUCGGGUACCUGGAGGCUCUCCAAGGACACCCAGCAGAUCAGGGACUUCUAAUGUGGCCAGCGUGUCACCAGUUCCUGCCGGCACCAAGAAAAUUGACCCCAAUAUGAAAGCUGGGACAACAAGUGAAGGAGUGCUUGCGAAUUUCUUCAACAGCUUGUUAAGCAAGAAAACUGGGGCACCCGGGCCUGGCGGUACAGGCAGCCCUGCCGGCAAUUCAGGGGGUAAUGGUUUGCCAACAGCUGCCAAAAAACCAGAUGAACUUGACAGAUCGCUGAUCCCAACUGGGUCACCUGGUUCUGGUGGUACAGGCAGCCCUGGAGACUGUUCAGGAGAUAAGUCUGCCAACAGCUGCCAAAACCCCAGGCCAGAAGCCGGUGUUAACGGAUGUUCAAGCAGAGCUGGAGAGAAUCUCACGUAAACCCGAUAUGGUAUCCCCUACAUCACCAACCUCCCCUACAGAAAGUGAAGGAUCUUGAAGACUGCACAUUCAUCUUUGGAGCUGUGUAAAUUUGCCUCUGCAUUUACCUUUCUUCCUGAUUGUGGAACAGCAGAGACAGAAACUUUUUUUCCCUGCCCCCCCCCCCCCCCCUCUCAAAGUGAAGACACUCAUUCAUCGUUUUGAUAUAUCCCAAAUUAACAAAAUCUAGCUGUGGGAUAAUGAAAAUCAUUUCUGGUCUGAGUUUUUUAUUUAUAUUUUUUUCCGGCACAGAUUGACUUUUUCCGUUCAUUUGGUUUAUUUUGUCAAGCCACUGUUUGGUAAAACUACAAUCCUUUUUAGUUACUUACAGAUAUGAAAAAAAAUGGACAUGAAUACAAUGGCAAUUUAAUAGGCUACUGAGGGUUUACCAUUUUCCAACGAGGAGAUUAUGGAAAAUAUUAUGGUUCAAUAUCUCUUUUUAUUGAAAUAUAAAGUACGUAUUAGCAUAAAACUAGAGAAUGCUUUCAUGAGAAGGAUGUCUAUAUCAUGUAUGAGGAAUAAAUCCUUCAGGGUAAGCAAAUUACAAAGCAUGUAACAAUAAAGAGAUUAUGGAAAAUAUUAAAGGGGUUGUCCAAUUUUCUCAUAUAGGUGACCUAUCGAUAUGAAAAAAACGGACAAGCCCUUUAAGAAAAAGGUUCUGCUUGUUUGUCACAGAAAUGGAGGACGGAGGCAGUUUGUGCGCUUUGUAGAAUACAAAACUCAACACCGAACUUGAGGAAUGAAAACUGGCAUUAAAAUAUUGCUGCUGUGCUCCACAAUACAAUGACCUACGGUAUGGGCAGGUUCUAUUACCAGAUGACUGCAGGCACUGAACUCCUAUUUUGUAUGAUUUAGCUUCACUGUGUUGUAUUACACUAACGUCUCCCGAUUUGUGUCUCUACUGUGUACAGCUCUGCACUAGCCGGUGCGCUUCACUUUGGUGGUCACAGAGUCCUGUCUUCUACAAUCAGUUAAUAAAGUUGUAUUUAUUAUCUGCAUAGAUUUAAUUUUUUGGGUUAUUAUUAUUACGUUGAUUUAUUUCAAUACAUUGGCCUUAUUUUAGUUUUCUUUAGUUAGAAUAAGUACUACUGAGAGGGCAAAGUAUUAUGUGUAAUAUCAGCAGGGAUAUCCUUUCUAGAUGGCUUCUACAGGCAUGACUGGACACACGUUUCUUAAGAGUACUACUAAUAUGCUUUAAAACCAAAAUCUUUCACUUUUUAUGUAGGCGUCUCUGGUGUCGAUUUCAUAAACUGAUUAUGUGAUGUCAGAAUCUGAAGUUGUCCAAUUCACCUAACCCACCCCAAACUUACCAAAUUUAAAUAGCUGCUGUUUUUAGAACCUCCAAAUAGUUGUAUUGUAGACGAGGUGAACUGUUGUCACGUCUGAUCUUGGAUCCUUGAAUUCCACCUCUAAACACCAGAAUCUGUGUAUCCUAAGCACAGAAGUAUAUUUAUUUUACCCAUCUUUUGCAAAUUGGUCCUUCAUAAUUUGCAUUGGAUCGGUUAGUUUCUCAGAUGGGUUUCUGGUUUUUGCAAUUGAUAAAAGUUGCCAGGAAAAGUGCAUGCUAUAUGAAUUAGACUGUUUCUUUCCUCUACGAUUUUGUGUAUAUAUGACCCAUAACUUGAUUCCAUAUGUAUUUCAGUGCCAAUUCUCUCCUUUUUAAGAAGGAUAUUAAUGGAUUUUCCGAACAUUGAAUUCAGUUGCAACAAUUUGUUGUAUAGUGAUAUUGUACCGACACAAUGGAUACUCCCAAAAAUGUACUUUCAGCAAAAAAAAAGAAAAUAUAUCCAUGAAAACUC